GUCAAAAUAUAUCAAAAGUACUAUGGUACUAGUAAACAAGUAUAAUGGAAUAAAUCGUAAUACACUGUAAAAAACAAAAAUAUUACAUAUGCUCGGUCGCAAAUCAAUAGUAAUUUGUUUUGGAGGAUUUCGACCGAAAUGGAGCCUGAAGAAUCAUUUUUAAAUAACGACGUAUUUAAUGUGCACGACAUCGCAGAAAUAGAAGAUUUCCUGAGCGGAUGUGAUGGAGAUUUUAUGAAAAAAUUAGAAGAAGAGCUGGCUUAUGUGGAUCCCGAUCCUGGUCUUUUGAAUAUAGAUACGAAAUUUAAUUCCAAUGUUUCAUCACCUCAACUAUCACCUUAUUAUAAUGCACCGGGGAAUCCCUUGGUGUCACAACAUCCUCGUAAUCGAAAGUCGCAAACUCAAGCUCCACAACCAAAGAGUAGUCCUGUAUUGGGUGUUUAUGGGAGAGAAGAAGGUUAUAAUUUGAAUAUAGAAGCUGAAAGCACCCCAUUGCCGGAUGUAACACAACAUGGCCCUAAGCAACCAGCGCAAACACCAAUGAUUGUGCAACAAGUGAUCCAAAGUCCACUAUAUGUCAACUUAGGUCAUGGAAGCUUACAAAAACUACCCAAUGGCAAGGGAUCACUCAUACAGUUGGACAAAGUGUCGCAGUUAAAUCAAGCAAAUAAAUCACAAAAACCUUCUCAGCCUUUGCUUCUACCAAAUAAUACGAAAGCAGUAACACCUGUUAUUUUAAAAAGUGAUUCUAAUUUCUCUCCUGUGAUAUUGCAAUCAAAUAUUAUAAGCCCUGAAACGCAGACUUUGAUGUACACAAGUGCUCCAGUACAGAGUCAAGGAAUCAUAACAAGUGCAAAAUCUGGUAGUGAGGGUCAGCCUAUACACACUUUCUUCACAAGUAACAAUGGUCCCACAUUGCUAACUACAGGUAUACCAGUUGUACUUGAUGGUGACAAAUUUUCCUUCAACCAAACACCAAAUUCUGCUCCGCCUAAAGUCAAAGAAGUUAAACGAAGUGCCCAUAAUGCUAUAGAGCGCAGAUAUAGAACAAGCAUUAACGAUCGAAUAGUAGAACUUAAGAAUAUGUUAGUUGGUGAAGAAGCUAAGUUAAAUAAAUCUGCAAUAUUAAGAAAAACUAUAGACUAUAUUAAGUACUUGCAAAAUCAAAAUACUAGAUUGAAGCAAGAAAACGUAGCUCUUAAGCUUGCUUGUCAGAAGUCAGGGGUUAAGGAACUUGUGUUUGACGGACCAUACACUCCACCACACAGUGACAUCUCAUCACCUUAUCACUGCUCUCAGGGUAUGGAUAGUGAUUCACCCUCAUCGCCAGAGUGUAAAAUGGAAGAGAAAUAUUCAAAAAUUAUCAUGGGAAUGGGAGACCAUUCGAGAUUAGCCUUGUGUGCCUUUAUGAUUGGACUAAUUGCCUUUAAUCCGUUCAGUAUUUUCUUUGGAGGAAUUAUGUCUGAAUCUUUUACUAAUGAUUAUUCAACAAGAGUUGACCAAAGAAGAAUUUUGUCAGAUGAUAGUUAUGGUUCAAGUACCUUAUCUUGGGGAAAUUGGAUAUUUAACACAUUAUUAAUAUAUCUCGUUAAUUUCUUCGUUCUUGGAGGCUGUUUAAUUAAACUCUUGGUUUAUGGCGACUCAGUUCCUAAAUCACAGUCCAAAGAGGCUGGCCUUUUUUAUAAGCAUAAACGACAAGCGCAUGAUUAUAUGAAAAAGAAAGACCUAACAAAUGCACGCUUAGAACUACAUCGAGCAUUGUCUUCUUGUGGUAAGAGUGUUCAAGCGAGUGGUGGGCAAGGUCAUGCCAAGUAUUCUGCAUUAGCAUCUGCAGCGUUAAGACAAGUGCUACAGCGUUUGCCUUUCGGUGGUUUUCUUGCAAGAAGAGCUGGUGACAUAUGGGGCGACAGCCCUGCACGUAGAGCGACUCAACACUGGGCAGCCGAAGUUUCGACCGUGUCACAUCGCCUUGCUCAACUCGAGAUUCUAUCGGGCGACAGCGGACGCAGUGAACGUGUACUCUUAGCAUUACAGGCGGUCAAUUUAGCUGAAGUUACGACAAACAAGCAACUUCUAGCUGAAACCUACGUCACCGCUGCAUUGGUAUUCAAGGAUUACUUGCCAAAAAUUGGGAACUGGCUGUGCGGCUACUACCUGCGGCUGUGCGUGUGCCGCUGCUGGGAGUGGUGCGGCGCGGGGGGCGCGGGCGGCGCGGGCGGCGCGCGCGUGCGCUGGGCGACGAGCGCGCGCGGCCAGCGCUACCUGCGCACGCGGCGCUGGGCCUACGACUCCACUCCCGCGCACGCGCUGUUCUCCCGCCUGCCCACCACCACCGACCCGCUGGCCUACGCUAUGAGGGCCUAUCACCUGGAAUUGCUCCAGAAAAGUCUUCAAAUGCUCCUCUGUGCCGACGAACGCAGCAACACUCGCGACGUACUGGAUAUGAUCAAAUUGAUCACUGACGACGUUUCUACCGAUGCACCGCACCAUACAGGCUGCUGGGACCCAGUGAUGGAGUGGUGGGCAAACAUCGUCGGAGUGGCGGCGACUUGGCUGCUGGCGGACUCUAAAAAUGCCGCUGAAAUUGGUGAUAAACUAAACUUGCUGCCGGAGGAACUUACCAACUGUGAAGAUCCUUUGCCCGGGGCUCUUCACGCGGCGUACAAAAGUCGGCGCGGUCUUCUAAGCCUCGCUCAGUGCAGAGAUGAAGCCUCCAUUGCAAGAACUUCGGAGACAAUACUCAAGGUGUGCGACAUUGCUGGAGCCAGACUAGCAGAUUCAUUGGCCUAUUACUGUUGCCGGAAACCCACACAACUUAUGAUGCUGCUGCAGGUGCUGUGUUGCGACUGGGUGCUGGAGGUGCGCGCGGGCGCGUGGGAGGCGAGCGCGCCGCCCGCCACGCCGCCCACCGCGCCCCCCGCCACGCCGCCCGCCGCGCCGCGACACCUGCGCGCCUUCCAGCGGGACCUGCACUCCCUGCGGCGACUCUCGCAGACCUUACCGUGGGUGACAUCGCGUGUAUUUCUGCACUCGGCAGUUUGUCGUAUGAUGGCGGGCGCGGCUCCGCGUCGCACGCAACAACUGUUGGAUGGCAGUCUACGUCCACGUUUAAAUCGGUCUUCAAUUAUAUGCGGAAAAGAACGAGCCCUGGAAGGCGGUGGCGGCGAAGGCGAGCGGGCGGUGGCUCUGUACAUGGCGUGCAAACACCUGCCGGCGGCGGUGCUGGCCGCGCCGGGCGAGCGCGCCGGCAUGCUGGCGCAGGCCGCCGCCACCCUGCAGAAGAUCGGUCACAGGAGUCGACUCCCUCACUGCUAUCACCUCAUGAAGUCCGUCGGAACUCUACCGUCUGUACCGUGACGAAAAAUAUAUUGACUCGGGUCAAUGAACAAAAAUGUAUUAUAUUAUAUUCAAUUAAAUUUUU
Vanessa atalanta (red admiral) is the source of this 3421-nucleotide messenger RNA. It is a transcript of the gene SREBP, whose product is annotated as sterol regulatory element-binding protein 1. Gene Ontology annotation, molecular function: RNA polymerase II cis-regulatory region sequence-specific DNA binding; DNA-binding transcription factor activity, RNA polymerase II-specific; protein dimerization activity. Gene Ontology annotation, biological process: regulation of transcription by RNA polymerase II. The transcript is spliced from 16 exons. Gene Ontology annotation, cellular component: nucleus. The record is from RefSeq and is a predicted model, not a curated record. NCBI's taxonomy places the organism in Eukaryota, Metazoa, Arthropoda, Insecta, Lepidoptera, Nymphalidae. Bases 139 to 3357 code for a protein of 1072 amino acids.